Messenger RNA from Arvicanthis niloticus (Nile rat), 2186 nucleotides. It is a transcript of the gene Tnfrsf11a, whose product is annotated as TNF receptor superfamily member 11a. Gene Ontology annotation, cellular component: external side of plasma membrane. Gene Ontology annotation, molecular function: cytokine binding; tumor necrosis factor receptor activity. Gene Ontology annotation, biological process: mammary gland alveolus development; lymph node development; positive regulation of bone resorption. The record is from RefSeq and is a predicted model, not a curated record. NCBI's taxonomy places the organism in Eukaryota, Metazoa, Chordata, Mammalia, Rodentia, Muridae.
AUGGCCCCGCGCGCCCGGCGGCGCCGCCAGCUGCCCGAGCUGCUGCUGGCCCUCUGCGUGCUGCUCGUCCCGCUGCAGGUGACCCUCCAGGUCACUCCUCCGUGCACCCAGGAGAGGCAUUACGAGCACCUUGGACGGUGUUGCAGCAGAUGUGAACCAGGAAAGUACCUGUCUUCUAAAUGCACUCCUACCUCCGACAGUGUGUGUCUGCCCUGUGGCCCAGAUGAGUACCUGGAUACCUGGAAUGAAGAAGAUAAAUGCUUGCUGCAUAAAGUCUGCGAUGCAGGCAAGGCCCUGGUAGCGGUGGAUCCUGGCAACCACACGGCCCCACGUCGCUGUGCCUGCACGGCCGGCUACCACUGGAACGCAGACUGCGAGUGCUGCCGCCGGAACACGGAGUGCGCACCCGGCUUCGGAGCUCAGCAUCCCUUGCAGCUCAACGUGGACACGGUGUGCACGCCCUGCCUCCUGGGCUUCUUCUCAGAUGUCUCUUCGUCCACAGACACAUGCAAACCAUGGACCAACUGCACCUUCCUUGGAAAGAUAGAAGCACACCAAGGGACGACGGAAUCAGAUGUGGUCUGCAGCUCUUCCCUGACACUGAGAAGACCACCCAAGGAAGCCCAGGCUUACUUGCCCAGUCUCAUCAUUCUGCUCCUCUUCAUCUCGGUGGUUGUAGUGGCUGCCAUUGUCUUCGGUGUUUACUACAGGAAGGGAGGGAAAGCACUGACAGCUAAUUUGUGGAAUUGGGUCAAUGAUGCUUGCAGUAGUCUAAGUGGAAAUAAGGAAUCCUCAGGGGACCGUUGUGUUGGUUCCCACUCGGCAACCUCCAGUCAGCAAGAAGUGUGUGAAGGUAUCUUACUAAUGACUCGGGAGGAGAAGACGGUCCCAGGAGACUGCGCUGGAGUCUGUGGGCCUGUGUGUGUGGCAGGUGGGCCCUGGUCCGAAGGCAGAGAUGCCAGGACGUUCAUGUUGGUCAGUGAGGUUGAAAUGCAGGGGGACCUCUCAAAGAAGGUUCCCACAGAGGAUGAGUACAUGGACCGGCCCUCCCAGACUCCGAAUGGUUCACUGUUCCUAAUCCAGCCUGGAAGCAAAUCUACACCCCUGUUCCAGGAGCCCCUGGAAGUCGGGGAAAACGACAGUCUAAGCCAGUGUUUCACGGGGACUGAAAGCAUGGUGGAUUCUGAAGGCUGCGACUUCACUGAGCCGCUGAGCAGGACUGAUUGUAUGCCUGUGUCCCCUGAAAAGCACCUGACAAAAGAAAUAGAGGGUGACAGUUGCCUACCCUGGGUGGCCAGCUCCAACUCAACAGAUGGCCACACAGGCAGUGGGAACACUCCUGGGGAGGACCAUGAACCCCUUCCAGGGUCCCUGAAAUGUGGACCAUUGCCCCAGUGUGCCUACAGCAUGGGCCUUCCCAGUGAAGCAGCAGCCAGCCUGGCAGAGGCAGGAGUGCGGCCCCAGGACAGGGCUGAUGCAAAGCUCCCGAGCUCAGAGAGGGGAGCCUCCGGGUCUGGGAACUCCCCCAGUGACCAGCCACCUGCCUCUGGGAACGUGACGGGAAACAGUAACUCCACGUUCAUCUCCAGCGGGCAGGUGAUGAACUUCAAGGGUGACAUCAUCGUGGUGUAUGUCAGCCAGACCUCGCAGGAGGGCUCAGGGCCCGCAGAGCCGGAGCCGGAGCCCAUGGGCCGCCCGGUGCAAGAGGAGACCCUGGCACGAAGAGACUCCUUUGCGGGCACCGCGCCGCGCUUCCCCGACGCCUGCACCACUGGGGCUGGGCUGCAGGAGCAGGAGGCAUCUCGGCCGAAGGACGGGGCAUCACGGCCGGUGCAGGAGCAGGGGGUCUGAACAAUGUACAGAGUGACCGCACCUUCUCUGCCUGCCCUGGGCGCAGGGCACCAGUGGCUUUCCAAAACCGUGUCGUGGCUAGCCACUGCGCACCUCCUCACAAGUGCAGGCUGCUGGCACGGUGGUGGGUGGAGCCCAGCUCUCACUUCCUCCAGUGCCCCUCCCCUCUGCCUCCUCCCACCUGGCAUCAUUCAGUUUGGCCUUUUUUGCAACGUUGGUGUCCUGCAUUAUUGAGAUCUAUAUCACCCACCCUCAUAUUUAUUAUUCACUUGCUUCUGUAGUGUUUUCUGAUACUUUCCUUUCUCUCAGAGAGAGAGAGAGAGAGAGAGAGAGAG